Molecule: messenger RNA, 1588 nt
Organism: Brachypodium distachyon (stiff brome)
Lineage: Eukaryota; Viridiplantae; Streptophyta; Magnoliopsida; Poales; Poaceae
Product: protein PHLOEM PROTEIN 2-LIKE A10
Exons: 1
Coding region: 123-1250 (375 amino acids)
Source: RefSeq, a predicted model, not a curated record
GUCUUUAUCGCCGACUCCGCGUAACUACCUGCCUCUCCCCCGGCGGAAGUCCUUCACGCUACGCUCACCGCGCCACCGUCUGACGUGGCAUUCCCAUCCGAACCCUAGCUCCGUUGACCACCAUGGAUGGCCUCGUUGCCUUCUCCCGCCGCCGCCGCCGCCGCUGGCUCCUCUUCGCCGCGUUGGGGACGGCAUCGGCCUUCGGGGCGUACAAGAUCUACCACCACCCGGCUGUCGCCGCGCGCCGCCGCCGCCUCGUCCGCCUCGCUGCGGCCGUCGCUGCCUUCCUAGACGCCGCCGCCUCUUCCGCCGAUGCCGCGGCUCUGGUGGCCUCCGACCUCGCCGAUUUCGUCCGCUCCGACUCCGACGAGCUCCCCCGCAGCGUCACGCAGCUCGCGAAGCUCGCCGCCGCCCCCGAGGUCUCCGCCACCGUGUCCACGCUAUCACAGGCGGUCGCGGCAGGGAUACUGCGCGGCGUCGGCUCCACCACCGGGCCCGGCUCUGGCGACAAAGUAGCCCUCUCCGAUCGCCUCGUUGACAAGCUCUUCUCCGAAUCUGGGGAGCGCCUGGCGUCCGCCGUGGCUGGGAGCUUUGCCCGCCAUCUCAUAACCACCUUAUACUCCGCCCCGUCACCUCCUGGGGAGACUUCCUCGCCGGGCAAGUGGGUCAACGUGGUUGCAACAGGCAAGGGCCAGAGGGCCAUUAGCAAUUGGGUUGAGGUCUUUGUUGGCACCGCAGUGGGGGUUUUCAUUGACAAGACCAUACACAUCAAUACAUAUGAGCAGCUCUUCGAAGGGCUCACAAAUCCAAACCACGACGCCAAGAUCAAGGAAUUGCUUGUUUCGGUAUGCAACGGGGCAGUGGAAACUCUGGUGAAGACUUCUCACCACGUUAUGUCCAAUGCCAAUGGUAAAUUGGAUGAUGAUGGUAAUCGCAAUAGCAAUUGCCGUGGUAAUAGUGGAGUUAGGGAAGGAUGGGUGGAGACAGUCUCGAGCACAUUGGCAGUUCCGAGCAACAGGAAGUUUGUGCUUGAUGUUACUGGGAGGGUGACAUUUGAGACAGUGAGGUCUUUUCUUGAGUUUGUAAUGUGGAAGGUACAUGAUGGUGCGAGGAAGAGUGGGGACACCGUGUUAGACAGCGGACUUCGCACCAUGAGGUAUAUGAGUGACAAGUCCAUGCUUGUCGCUACAAUCUGCAUAACCUUGUGCUUACAUGUGUUAAAUGGAACGCGAUUCUUGGUUACGGCUUGAACUUGCAGUCGACUGAGUGGGGGCUUGUGUUGUGCUUAUUUAGCAGGGUGUUUGUGUACAGUUGUAGGUGAAAUUUUACUGAAACCAUACAUUCAAAUAGAAAAGGAGCUGAAAGGAGGUAGCUUUGCAAGGUUUUAUUGUGUGAUACAUUUGUGUCUGCCUUUCACGGCUGUAGUUGGAGUGGUUGAUUUGUUGUGCCCUUGGGAAGUGUAUUUGCAGGAUUAUUCGAUAUGGAGAUGUGUUGUACGUUCUGUGGAAAUUAUAUCAAGUUGUAACAUUGCUUAUACCAUCAAUGUUAUCGGGCACUUUUAUGAAUAUAGCAUUGCUGGUAUCAUCAA